CUCCAGCCUCUCACCAGAAUUGGGGCCAAAAUUGGCUUUUAUUUGACGCCAAAUAUGAGCGGAUGGAGGAAAUGGUUGAUAUGGAGGCGCCAGAAGUGGAAUGAAUUGGCAUCUCUUCAUCACAUAAAGUGCUAUAUAUUUGAUGACAAUAUCAUCAUAAGUGGCGCCAAUUUAAGUGACAUCUACUUCACGAACAGACAGGACAGGUAUAUACUGUUGCGGAACUGUCCGCAUAUUUGCGACUAUUUCGAUGAACUCAUCCAAACCAUCAGCUCUUUCUCACUUCAACUCCAAACGGACGGCCAGUUCGCUCUUCACGACAACUGGUCUUACGAUCCGUUAAACUAUUUCUCGAGAAAUGAAUUUAAAACCGAAGCCAAGAGACGAAUCGAUGAACUUAACGAUCGGUUUAGGAGUAAAGCCGACUCUAAUGAGUUAAACAAAUGCAAUACAAUUGCCUUUCCUUUGAUACAAAUGAAGACUUUGGGCAUAAGUGAUGACCAGUACUUCACAUCACAAUUGUUAGCUAAUUACUUAAGACUCGCUUCCGGUUAUUUCAAUUUAACCGAUGAAUACAAACAAAUGAUAUUAAGUCGAAAAUGGGACCAACCAUUCAGACUAUUAAUGGCCUCCGAGAGCGCCAAUGGAUUCUUUGGUGCCAAAGGAGUGACAGCUAAUAUCCCUCACGUGUACACACUAUUAGCCAAUUCGUUCUUAAGGGACAUCAAUGACAAGAAGUCCAAUGUUGUGGUUCACGCCUUCUCACGGCCCGAGUGGUCGUUCCACGCGAAGGGGUUGUGGUUAUCGUUAGACUCGACACACUUCCUAUCAAUGGUCGGUUCGCCUAACUUUGGCUACCGGUCUGUAUAUCGUGACACUGAAGCACAAGUGGUUAUUAUCACUAAAGACUCUGAUCUGAGACAAAGACUUGAAGAUGAAAGCAAUCAGUUGUGGAAACACUCCUCUCUUAUAAACAAUGAAAUUAAUUCGUCUGUAAUUCCCUUUUGGGUGACUUUAGUGUCCAGAAUUGAACAAAUCGACGGAUCGAAGGGUGUGGCAAAAACUGAGCCUGAGCUGCCUGUGCUGGCUAUAGCUGUGUCCAUAUAG
Molecule: messenger RNA, 1107 nt
Organism: Oppiella nova
Lineage: Eukaryota; Metazoa; Arthropoda; Arachnida; Sarcoptiformes; Oppiidae
Source: the annotation of a GenBank genome assembly